Messenger RNA from Salvelinus fontinalis (brook trout), 11104 nucleotides. It is a transcript of the gene tmem132e, whose product is annotated as transmembrane protein 132E. The transcript has 9 exons. Bases 1321 to 4554 code for a protein of 1077 amino acids. The record is from RefSeq and is a predicted model, not a curated record. NCBI's taxonomy places the organism in Eukaryota, Metazoa, Chordata, Actinopteri, Salmoniformes, Salmonidae.
UUCAUGCCACUUUCAGCUGUGCGUGUGGAAUCCUUAGACCGAGGGAGAACGAUCUCUGUAGCAACUGACUUUGAGAGAGUCGCCUUUUACUGUUAAAACCUGCUUUACCGGACACAACGCAUACGAGGGGAGUAUGUAUUAGCAAUUUCUCUUUAUUCCCUUAACCAGACGAGCGGCAACGAAUGCGUAAAUGGUCAACGCUGAGCAGGAUAGUGCGAAACAAUGAAGUCGAACUGCCCGUGAGUUUUUAACCACAGUUAGGGGAUGGAUUUGGACUACUGCCGCAGAUUCAGUAACUAUGGUCAACAUUCUUGUGUCUGAGGACGUGUAGAAGGAAGAUUUAGGUAGCUAACAUCGAAACGUGGUACGUGGACUGCCGUUUAAAAUCUGGGAACUAGAUGAACUAUCAAAUCACUGCAUGAAUCAAAUUCAGUGACUGGGGUUGGGAAACGCUGUGAUAGUUUUGGAAACGCGGAAUCUCACAGCCUAUCCAAUAUUAUUAGUCGAGUUUCUUUAGUAUAGCCUUUUAAUCCUGGAAUUUCCAUUUUUGCUUACUAAAGAUUCGUCUCGUCUGUGCACUGGAGAACUUUUUAAUUAAGGCAGGAGGCAGCCGACAAAAAGGCACCCGUCUUUGAACCCGAGCCCGUGUUGCCUACCGCACAGUGAAGACCGACGGACGGACUCUCCAUUCAUGGCGUUUGUUGGCUAAAUUGUUGCAUCCGGUUUUGGUUGUUUUUUUGUUCGAUUUUUUUUUUUUUUUUUUAAUUGGCCCAGUCCUGGAAAUCAACAACCGCUCUCCAGUUUCAGGACCGUUUGAAAAACACAACGAGUAGGUUAAGUGAAUCAGUGUUGUAUCUCAGGCACUUCAAUUUAUACCAUCAUCACAUCUCUCAGCCUUAAUCCUACUGAGAGCAGAGGAAUUCAACAUCAAAUAGUAUAUUUGUUUGCCACGUAUUUGUGAACAAUUGCGCAUUUGUUGAAUUUAUUAACCAGUUGACUUGGCUUCAUAUUUGGAACAUACAUUGUGGAAUACUUAAUUGAGGGCGCAAUUGAGCCACUUAAUCCGGAUACCUGUAACUUUCUUCUGCAGUUUGGUGCUCCUUUAUAAAGAGAAUACGUCUUCGUCAUGCCUUGCGUUUUAUCAUAAAGCCAAUCAGACAAUUGACAUAGUAGACCGAUUCAGUAAGGCUACACCACCACAUAUUGUAAACAAUUGAACUUGACUCUCGAAGAACCUGUCAUAGGCAAACACUGGUCGAAAGCUAUAUUUGAAGACUCCUGUAUUCACGAUUGCUUACUGGAUUUACCGAGAUAUCUACGAUGUCAAUUUUACCAUCUUGCAAAGGAACUCUGCUGCUCUGUGUGGUGCUAAUUUCAAAUGCAUUUGCAGUGAAAGUAUCCCCGACCAGCUCAGAUGCUCUCCUCAGCUCUUCGGCAGUCACAUCCACCCCCACCCCUCCUGAUGUCUACCUUCCCUCCAACUUUAAGCUCUCCAACGCCCAGCUGGCCUUCUUCCUGCGAGAGACCAGGUCCUCGGGCCAGAGCAGCGGUAUCCCCAACAACGGACAUCCUCUCCAGCGUUCCGAGAGCUUUGUGGUCUUUCAGACCAAGGAGCUUCCCGCCGUCAACAUCACCUUUGGCCCGUUCGCCCAGGACCAGAGCCUGUCCAAGGACCUUCUUCAGCCCUCCAGCCCCCUGGACAUCCCCGGGCGGCUGACAGUCAACUGGAAGGUCCGGGCCUUUAUCGUCCAGUCAAGGGUGUUUUCCAGCAACCCUGUGGUCCAGGUGCUCUUCUACAUAGCAGGUCGCGACUGGGAUGACUUCAAGGUCCAGGACAAGCUGCCCUGCGUGAGGCUCCACGCCUUCCGUGACGUACGCGAGAUCAAGACGUCGUGCCGCCUAUGGGGGAACCUGGCCCAGUGCUUGGCCCAGCUGGAGUUGCCCCCCACCUGGUUCAAUACCAAUGUGGCCCCCCUGGGCCGGAGGAAAGGCCCCAGCGACAGCUUGGGCCUGGAGCUGAGUGUGGAGACCCUACAGACCGAGCUCUACUACACCCUCCACGACCCGGACAGCGGAGGGGAGUGCGGGGAGAGAUCGGGCCGCAGAGGAGGAUCAAGGGGUGAGCCCCCCUCUCAGCACCCCCUCCUCCGCAUUGGUAGCAUCAGCCUGUACCAGUCCAGCCAGGAGCAGUUGGUGGUGGACAAGCAGCUGGAUAAGAACAUGUUCCUGAGGUUGCCGGAGAAGCCGCUGAAGCCAGGAGAGACCCUCAACAUCUUCCUCUACCUGGUGCCCAACUCCACCGUGGAGCAGUUCACCCUCAAGGUCAAGGCAAAGAAAGGGGUGAAUCUUCUGCAAACCAAGUCAAAGAAUGCCCAGUGGACUGUGGACUGGGAGGUACAGUCUGGGGCGAAGCAUUCCAUCACCACCAUCGACGUGAACAAAAAUAAAGGAGUGCAAGCCGGGGAUGAACUGGCCAAUAUCGAGGUGAUGCAACUGGACUUUGAGAUGGAGAACUUCACCAGCCAAUCGGUCACCAGAAGGAUCAACUGGAACAUCGACUACCGGGGCCAGAACCCACCUCCGGACUCUGAGAAGGUGGUGACUGAGUUGACCGUGGUGCAGAAGGACAUUCAGGCUAUCAUCCCACUCUCCAUGGACACCGAAAUCAUUAACACUGCGGUACUGACCGGCCGAACCGUGGCCAUUCCCGUGAAAGUGGUCUCUAUUGAAAUGAGUGGAGUCGUCACCGACGUCUCGUCCUUCGUAGAGUGCAAGUCGUCUAACGAAGACAUUGUCAAGGUGUCCAUGAAUUGUGACUACGUGUUUGUGAACGGGAAGGAGACGCGGGGCUCCAUGAACGCCCGUGUCAUCUUCAGCUACGAGCACCUCAGUGCCCCCUUAGAGCUGACCGUGUGGGUGCCCAAACUCCCCCUUCAAGUGGAACUGUCCGACAGCAACCUGAGCUUCAUCAAGGGCUGGAGGGUACCCAUUCUUCCUGACCGCAGGAGCGCCAGAGACAGUGACACAGAUGACGACGAGGACGACCGGCGGGUGAGCCGGGGCUGCACUUUGCAGUACCAGCGUUCCCUUGUCAAGGUGCUGACCCAGUUCCACACCACCUCCACCGAGGGCACCGACCAGGUCAUCACCAUGCUGGGGCCCGACUGGCAGGUGGACGUGACGGACCUGGUUCAGGACUCGCUAAAGGUGGUCGACCCCAGGAUAGCCGAGCUGGUGGACCGCACCGUGCUGGUGGGCCUGGAGCUGGGCUCCACUGUACUGAAGGUGGAGUCUCCACUCGCCGUGGAGGCCAUGUUGGGAGAGACGUCGUUUUCCGUCACCGAUGAGAAAGUCUCCAUCUUGGAACUUCGCGUCCACGCCAUCUCUGGACUUUCUUUGUCACUACAGCCCAGCCCUGGCAACAGUCACACUAUGGUCGCCAAGGCAACUGGCCUGCAGACACUUGCUGCACCAAAGCAGGAGGCCAGCUUGUCCAUCUGGCUUUACUACAGCGACAGCACCGCAUCGCCUCUGACCUUCUUCGACCCCAAGGACUACAACCUCAACGCUUCCACACUGGACGACAAGGUGGUGUCCAUAUCCCAGGAGCCUCAGCACCGCUGGCCGGUGGUUGUGGCGGAGGGCGAGGGCUCCGGGGAGAUGGUGCGUAUGGAGAUGACCAUCUGCGAGGCCUGUCAGAAGACCAAGCGCAAGAGCGUCAUCGCUUCGGCCCCUGUGUACGUGAAAGUCCGCUUCGGCCCGGAGGAAGACUCCGAGGAAGAAAUGGAAAGCGAGAUCGAAAUCGAGCCAGCCCGUGUCACCAGGCGGCCGGUGGAGGACUCCAACCUCGGCGACAGAGGCUUCGAGCCGUCCAACGAGCAGCCGGCGAGCGUUCCCAUCGACUACACCAACUUCCCGACCAUCAGCAACCAGGAGAGGCCCACCGAGGGAGAGGAAGAAGAGGAAGAUGAUGAUUUCAUCCAUGCGCCCCGCAGCAUGACCGACCUGGAGAUCGGCAUGUACGCCCUCCUGGGCGUCUUCUGCCUUGCCAUCCUGGUCUUCCUCAUCAACUGCAUUGUGUUUGUCCUCAAGUACCGCCACAAGAGAAUCCCCCCUGAGGGCCAGGCCAACAUGGACCAUUCCCACCACUGGGUUUUUUUAGGGAACGGACAGCCCUUGAGGGCCCAGAGUGAGCUUUCACCCCAGACAGUGGAGAGCCCCAUUAACCCCCUGGAAGGGGUACAGACUUGUUGCCAUGGUGACCACCACAGCAGCGGCAGCUCCCAGACAAGCGUUCAGAGCCAGGUCCACGGGAGGGGCGACGGCAGCUCUGGGGGCUCCACCAAGGAGCAUGGCGAGGAGGCCAGCUCGCCAACCUCCAAGCGCAAGCGCGUCAAGUUCACCACCUUCACCACGCUCCCCACAGAAGACAUGCCCUACAACUCCAUCCCCAUUGCAGAUGAAGAGGACAUUCAGUGGGUCUGCCAGGACAUGGGUUUCCAGGACCCAGAGGAACUUCAUGAUUACAUGCGCAGGAUAAAGGAAAUAGCCUGAAGGGGCGGCUGUUAAGAAGCACCCUCCUUACAGCUUUCAAAAAAUACUUUCCUUUCUAUUUUUCUCUUUUUUCACUUUAGUGAGAGAGAACUUUUCACAAACAAAAAGCAAGGCCAACUACACUUCUGUUUUUGUUCGUUUUCUUUUCCUUUGCACAGUGCCGUUUCCCGUACACACUUUUUGGAAGUCGUAAAAAAAUUGGAAAGCCAAAGCGUAGACAAGAAUUUUAAACGCUAGAGAAAUGGCUAUGUAUGGAUGUCCCUUCUACAGAGGUAGAGGAGUACACUCUCAAAUGGACUUAUAAGCUUCAGUCGUGAGCACGGUUCCGCAGGAUGGAUUUUAAGUGCUCCGUCACUCCUACUGGAGGUUAGUUAGCGAGCGUGAUACGGACAGGAGUGUUUUUAGUAGGAUGGGUUGGGUCUUGGCUCUGUGUUUGUCGGGUUGUCCCAACACCAAGUACCUUCUCCAACAAAGAGGCCUUCGAUGUGCAGAUUACAUUUUCAGAGAAACAGCUUUUGGGAUGCAACACGGAACAACCUGAUGGACAACCAAUUGUCAAAGACGCUCAUUAAAAACAAUGUAACCAAUUAAUUUUAUUUUGCCAGAGUAGGGAAGCAUUCGUCAAUGGCAGAACCUCCUUCAUUGUUCUUGGUACAGCACAUGCUAUGAUUUCAUUCAAUAUCAUUACUGUACAUUUUGCUACAUUUCAUACAAAUUCCAAGCCAGUGCCCUAAUACUGGUUUCAUCACUUUCCUGAUUAAGUCUAAUGCCUUAGAAUGGGUUAUAGAAUGGGUUUCACUGAUCACAACUGAUUUUAAUGCUGACACCCUGUUUUCACACUUUGGGUUAGGGGCCAGUGCGGAGGGCAAUUAUCCAAAACGCUACAACUUGUCAAAGGUUUAGUUAUAUUGGGAAAUACUAAAGCUUGUACGUAUAUUGUGAAGUAAACGAUCUUCGACAUUCUUUGCAUGAAAGGAGAUACUGAGGCACAAUCAGCAUUUUUCCAAAUUUGUAAAUGUUUGUAUUGUAAUUAUCUAAUUAUACCUAGACAAUACUAAAGGACAUAUGUUGUAUCAUGCAUUACAUGCAUGCCGUGCCAGACCUGCAUAGUACAGCCCUCCCUCGUAUGUACAUACCAUGACCAGCUGAGUUCCUCUUCAGCAGCAACAUUACAUUGAACUAGUUAGUCAUGCAGAGAUAGAGAAGGGGGAACGUGUUGGCCCAUCACUGUAAGCAUAGUGUUUCCUCUGCAGUUUUUACUAAGAUGUCCCACUGUACACCUGAGAAUUACAAUGGAAAAACUCGCAUCCCACCAAAAUAUUUUGCAGCAGAAAUCGUUCCAUUUUAUUUUUUAUUUUUAAACACAGUGACCUCGUGUAAUCAUGCUCCCCAUUGAACACCAACGAUUUUGUACCGAGUCACGAUAUUAAUUUCCAAUCAAUCUAAACAGAGAAUGAGAAGUACUAUGUUUGGUCCAAAAUAUGUCCGUAAUAAAGCAUAGAUGCUGGUCAUGACCGUCACAGAAGCCAAGCGCACUGGUGCUGACGCAUUGGGCUAUUGUUAUGGUGGUGACGCCUUUUAAGUUUCUCAGGACUGUCUGUGUUUGAUGAAAUCUUAAAUGUAAUACUAGGAGUUUUGGUUAGUGAACCUGCACAAAAUAGAAUGACUGCAAAUGAUGAAUGCAAUGGGAUUCCAUGUAUAGGUUUGGUUAUGUAGAAGUGUUGGCUAGCUAGAGUGUGAUGAAUUUUAAAGCACUGGGUGGGAUGAUGACUGAUUCUUUGAAGAUCAUGUUGUUUCGUACUGAUCUGAAGAUCUGCCAAGUUUUUUUCAAGAGUAAUGAAAAAUAAACAGGAUGGAAAACUGUUCAAUCAGUUUUUAAUUCACCUUUAUUUGUGUGCUCUAAGUAGGGUGUGGAUUUGCUGUGUUUUUGUUAAUCAUAUGAUGUGCAAUAUGACCACAAUGGAAGAACAAAUGUCACCCAACCUCUCAAUUUGAGUUAUGAAUAAAUUCCAAUCAAUUAAUUUCCACAAAAAACAUCAACCUAGAUGGCUGACAUUUUGUCACCUGCUAUUAAGUAUUUUUUUUUGCUAUUCAGUUAAUUUGAUUUACAGCAUACCUUGUGAUGUGCAUUCCAAGUGGUUUCAUUGAAUAAUGACCUAAUUACACAAUGUGAUUAAAUCUCAAUCAAGCCCUAUUAACAUCUAAAGGUAAAUGGUCUUCAAAAUCAAAGACAACAAUUCUUGCCCUCGCUUCAAACCCACGCUUUUACAAAGAAACCGGUUGAGGAAAUGAACUGUUGGUUACAGCCAGACUUUUUUUCUUUCUUUUUUUUUUAACCCCCAUUUUAAACGAUGGUGUCUCAGGAUGAAUGUAUUGAUUCUCUACUGUACUUUGAUCAUCAGAUGGGUAUUUUGUCUCAUGUAUUACUAUGGUCAACCCAAAUCAUUACCACUGCUUAACAACGGUGGAUUAAGUUUCUAAUAGCAGCUUUUUAACAUUCUUUCUUUUUUUAUAGUUCUGACUUUCCAAUUUGAUUAUUCUUUCAGAGAUCAUAACAAAAUGUCUAUUAAAAACAUUUUAUGGCUUCUGAGAAUUUUUUUAUGUUUCCUUUCUCAAUGUAUAUAUGUAUAUGCUAAACCAUUUUUGUAAUGUGACUUUGGUGAAGGUGUGCAUACUUCUGUGUACAUCCUGUGUUUCUUCUGCAAGCUGCUGCUAGAGACUUUCUCACAUGUGGAUGAAUACUUUUGAAGUGUACCCCCAGGUGGAGACAUGGUGACCGUAUGCCAGCUCACUGACGAUACUAUGUUCAUGUACAGAGCACUGUUCAAUUUCCUGUAUUCUCCAGAAAAAUAAAACCCUUGUAUUUCCCCCUUAUAUGUAAAGUACUAAAGAAAAUACAAUACAUAAAAAUCAUGUGUCCUUUCUACUCAUCAUUAUAGCACUGUCAGAAAAAAGUGUAAUUGGGUUACAUACUGUGUAUGUGUUCUAAUUUAUUAUAAUUUAUGGAUGUAUGCAGUUCCUUAUCAUUCAGUUUAUCAGAAAUAAGGAAGCCUAAAUCUUCUGUCUGCAAGAUUGGGACAAAUUAUAGUUGGGAGAAGUUAAAUCAAAGAUAGUACAUUUAGUGAGAUACCACAGUUGGGCUUCUCCACAUUGAGAAAAGUGUCCUCUGUUCUGGUCCGACUAAAUGGGCGUGUCCUCUCGUGCCUGACUAACGGUCACCAUAGAACUAGACAGGUAAAGUCCUGCACUGACCUAAUACAAAGUUGUUUUUCCUCCAGUUUGGUAAAUUGAAGGGGGAAAGAUGUGGGGUAUUGAACUGCUCAGAACCCUUUCAACUUAGAUCAAAUUCAGUUCUAGUCUACUGUUGCCUCACCCCCACAAAUCUGACAGGUUUCAUCUAAUGUCUCUGGUUAAAUGGAUCAGUACAUGUAGGUAGGCACUCACUCUCUCCAUUUAUUGUACCUAGGGAGCCUAGGGUGGACCAGUCAAAGUACAGAGGUUAAAUGGGAACCUGUGUGCCUGUCUGUUCCUGGUCUCCUACUGUAUACGAGAUACUGUAUCUAGAGAAUGGGUCAUUUAGCCAGCUGUCAUUUAAGGCACGAGGACGGCUAUAUAUCUGUUGGCCUCGGGGUAGGCUGACCUUAAGUCUUUCCAAUUAGAUCUGCCUGAUGUAUCUGUCCCAGUGUAACCAAAGACAAGGUCUUCAUGCUAUGAAUCAUUCGAUACAGUAACAUUGACGCGAUGGAUAUUUAAUGUGCCCAUUUGGAUGAUGCUACAGUAUAUUGGUAGUAGAGGAUAGGGUAUAUUUUGGAAAGCGCUAUAUGUGAUCUAGACGUCAUGAAUACACUGCUGUCACUCAAGGGAAGCAAUCUCAUAUAUUUAAUUCAUAAUAGUUUAUCUAGGAUAAACUGUAGGAUAAGUCGAAGAUGGAAUAAACACACAUGAAUAUGAAAGUGAUGGCCAUACAAUCAAACAAACAAUGUGCAUACUAUCAGUGAUCUCUUGCAGAAACCGGCAUGUACUGCACAAAACAUACAUACCCUGUCAUGGCACUGACAACAGCAAUGUUAUGUUUAAUUCAUCAUCGUUGAGGGAUAAGCAGUUAAUAUAACAGGAUAAGUAAUGACUUUUAAAAACACUGAUAGUAAUACAGGAAUAAUAAUUUUUAUAAUUAUGAAUGAUUUUCAUGUCAUGUCCCUUUGAGACCAAUAUGUUAUGUUGUCACAGGGCAACAAUGCUGUAACGCCCUGGGUGUCGGGGGGUGCGAAGUCAGACGCAGGAACAGCAGAGCUUCAAUAUGUUGAGUCUUUAAUGCCCAACUGGCAAACAAAAUGUCCAACACGGACGUACUGGGUGUCAUACACAACGGUCCAACGACACGAGAAACAAACCCAGUCCACAAUAACAAUAUCCACUCCCGAAAUCCCAAAAGCUACAAUAUAACAAUCCCGCACAAAGAAGCCUACGGGCUGGCUGACUAAUAAAGCCACACUAAUUAACAACUAACUGAACACAGGUGAUACAAAUAAACAAUUAAGGAGGGGGAGGAAAAAGAGUCAGUGGCAGCUAGUAGGCCGGUGACUACGACCGCCGAGCGCCACCCGAACGGGAAGGAGAGCCUGCCUCGGUUGGAGUCGUGACAAAUGCUUUGUUUAAAUGAAUUAAGUUAAGGUAAUGUGCGAACAGAAAAUAACACUAUGGGGCCAGUUUCCCAGCUAGUCCUGGACAAAAAAUGUAUUUCCAUUGACCAUGCUUUUCAGUCCAGGUGUAGGUUUGAUCUGUGUCCAGGAAGCAGAUCCUAAGUGUUGCUCAUUAUAUGUGACCUCCAUUUUAUUUUUUAAGCACAUUUGACAAUACAGUUACUACAACCCAAUAUCCAUACCGCUUGCACACUACAUUGCUUCAUUCUAAGUGGUCUGCUAGUGUGGCCAUUGGAACAGAACCAGUGUCUCGAUCCAAGAUCAUUUGUUUUGCUGCCAUCAUGAGUUGAUGGAGAGUUAUCUCCUAUGUUAGUCUGGGAGGAAAGCUGUCUGUUUUCCUGCCCAUGUAUGACUCACACCUCCUGCAUUCAUUAACAUUCAGCUUUAUGUCAAAAAUGAACUUAACACAUUUAUGAAUAAUUAACAAGGGGUGCUGCCUUAGUCUCCUCCAUGCAAGUGAAAGGUUAACGUAAUCACAGUCGCAAGGUAAUGCCCGAAAUAUUGACUGAGGUUGUUCACAAUAUGCACAUAGACUGUAAAUAAGUGGUCGGUUCAGUCUUGCUCAUUUAAAUGCACAGGGGUGUAUGUGAAUAUGAACAAUCAACCAAGAUAAAAUAUACAGAGAUACUGUAGAGAAACUGUUUAGUCUGGAGCUGUUACCGAAAGGUGGUUUCUGUUCAGAGGUGGUAAGAUGCAUUUACCUUGCUGAUGAGGUAGUUAAGAAAUGGCCCCCAUAUCCGCAUUUAGAAAUCUGUCCAGAAUGUAAGGUAUGGUCUGCAGAAGAAACUCAAUUUCAACUGCAUUGUUUUUAAGGUGUGUAUAUUACAGGUAUGAUAUACAUUAUUGCGGAGGCCAAAAUGUAUGUUUAAUCAAUACAUCUAGGUUUAUUAUUAAUUUAAGAACAUACGCUCACAUAGGCGCAUAGCGUGAGAACAGAAAUGGUAUAGAAUGUCAACAAAUAGCAUACGCGUUCCUAGUGUUUUCAUGUAUGUAUGUAUUGAAAUCAAUGGAAUUUUGUUCUAUAUAUCCCCAUAUUAUAGACCGAUGAUUGUACUAGUCCUAAUCUCGUUCCCAAGCUGGCUCUUCUCUCUGUCAAACCUUCUCUGUUGAAUCUACUGUACAUGCGGUAGCAAAUGAGCUUGGGGACAAGGUUAUACCAGUCCCCGUAUUUCUGUAAUUAUGUGCAUCUAAAUGAAGAGGACUAUUUUACAUUUCUGUUUCCUUCUUACAAAACUGCCCAUGUAGAUUGAAUGUGGCCGUGGCAUUUACAUAAGUGCUACUUACCCACCAGAAAAUCAAUUUAUGGCAGGUGAAUAGUGAAAAAAAUUAACAGGGGGUUGGUUGUGCUGGACGGUGAUAAAGAGUUUCAAAUAUAUGUGUGCAUACCUUCUAAUAAUUAAACCAUGUAGGCUAACCUCCUGUGAUGGAUAGGGAAGUUUGUGCGAAUGGAGAGUCGCUUGGAAAUUAUCGAGGGAGGGAAAUUCUUUAAGCUGUUUGUCCCCCUCAACAGUAGCAAUGGCUUGUGUGUGUGUCACGCCCUGACCUUAGAGAGCCUUUUUAUGUCUCUAUUUAGUUUGGUCAGGGUGUGAUUUGAGGUGGGCAUUCUAUGUUUUGUUUUCUAUGAUUUUGUGUUUCUAUGUUUUGGCCGGGUAUGGUUCUCAAUCAGGGACAGCUGUCUAUCGUUGUCUCUGAUUGGGAACCAUACUUAGGUAGCCCUUUUUCCCUCCUUUCGUUGUGUGUAGUUGACUUUUGUUAGUGGCACUUAGCCCUGUAAGCUUCACGGUUGUUUUUUUCGUUUGUUGUUUUGUUGGCGUCAUUUUUCUAAAUAAAAGGAUGAUGUACGCUCACCA